CGCUCCCCGCAGCUUUCCCGAGGAAAGCAGUAGAACUUUGAAUAGCCACAGAACUUUGAAUUCCUCCUGAAGUUUAAGCCCUGCUGUUGACCUCAAAAGAAAUUCGAGGAGCACUUUUGUACAAAAGACAGUUAACACACCUGAAGCUGCUGUUUAAUCAGGACGUUGUUGCCCUGAUUGUUUGCAGCUGAGCCUCCAGCCUCCUUCCCCUGACUGCCCACAGCUGAGCCUCCCACUGAAAGCCUUGCAGUUUGAAUUUCUUGGUGAUGAGCUGGUUAGCGUGCAAAUGAAUGAAUAGGAAAGCAGCUGUAGCCUAUUAAAACUAUUGAUUUCCUCUGUUUCCAGACAAUAGGAGUGAUUGCCUGCUGCAUUUCAGUGCAGCCUGUGGGAUGGCCACAGUAACCUCCUGGAGGGGAAAUACAGAGGUGGUCACUGCUAGAAGGACUGAGUCACACGAUGUCCCAGACAUUGUCACCCUCUUCAGCCCUGUCACAGAAGACCUCUUCGGAAGAAUUGAUGUCACUUACCUUUUAGGAUUAUCAAAUCUUGCUUUGACACUCUGCAAUGAGAAGAAUGAGGUUCUAGCCCAUGCUGCCUUUCUGGACUAUCCAAAUUGGAAUAUCACUGAUCAGGCUGAAUGGGAACCAUUCCUGCAUGAAAACUACACUAACAAUAAGUGCACUCCUUUGAACACUCUCUUUGUGCAUCUCUUUGUGGCAAAGGAAGAAUAUGCAGCUGGAUGUUCCCAAGAGAUCGUUAGGAGAGCUUUCAUCUUACUACCAGAACUGCAGUUUAUACUUCUCUUUAUACCAUCUGAGGAGAGGUUAGGUUUCAGUCAUUCAGAGCUGGCCAUGGGGAAUGUGUUUGAAAGGAUGACGCCUGUUCCUGGCUCACGCAUGGAGAGACGUUUCACCUUGCUGGCGUGCCCCAGGCAUCGCUGUCACCCCCAGCUGUACGUGCGCCAAGCAAGGAUGGAAGAUUAUGAUGAUCUCAUGCUAAUCUGGACGCCUCAAAGUGAGACUCUGAAGGAAACCUAUGGUGAAUAUCUCCUUGUUGAUCUCAUAGAACGUGAAGGUGAAGAAAAUCAGGCAGCUGUUUGUGAGGUUGAUGGCACUGCUGUAGGAUUCAUGAGCUUAUGUUCUCACGUGAAUAUUUCCUUGUUUCAAGAGUGUUUUGACUUGGGGCCUUUCCAUGGACUCUGUAAACCACAUCCAGGGGAUAUUCUCAAAGUGCCACGGAAGCCAAGCGUUCAAGGAGAUAAAGAUGAAAGCGACCAAACAAGUCCAAAGGCAGAGCCUGUUUGUUCUCAGGACUUGGAACACGUUCCUGGUGCAGAUGCAGCUGUGCAGAAGGACGGAGCAGUGGCCCUUUCCCAGACUGAAGUGCCGGUGGGUGAUAUCAGCAACACAGGCUCUGAGGGCUCAGCAGCACCUCUCCUGGAGACUGAGGAGGGGGAUUUACACCCCGUGUACAGAGGAGACCCAAAUGUCUUCUGUAUCCGUCUGUUCUUUAUCAAUGAGAAGUAUGAAACCAGGUCACUGGAUUUUUUGCAGUAUGCUUUCAGCGUUUUCCCAGACAGAGACUUGUGUGUCAUCCUGGUGCCACAUCACGUCCCAGAGUUCCCUCUGCUCCAGAGCUUUGUUCGGGCUGUCCCUUCCUGCACUUCCAGGCUGGGUCGGGAGCUGUACGUGUUCCACCGGGCGGGAUUGCUCACGUCAUUUAAUGUAAGAAAAGCAACAACCAGUGACUUACAGGGUGUCAAAAUACUCGUUGAAACUCUUAGCUUGAGUGAAAAGAUAUGGAACGACUCAAAGAUAUUCACUGAGGCUCGCAGGGAUCCAGAUGGGAUGCCAGUACAGGCUUUUGUAGCAGAAGUUUUGGAUCAAAUCGUUGGUGUUUCUGUCACUAGGGAUGAAAUGGAUAUUGAGUAUAUUAGAUCACAUUACAACAUUGAGGAAUUCAUUCAUUUUAAUCACCACCAGCAAGAGGAACAUGGACAUCUUUGCCACUUUGUCUUGAAUCCUGUAUUUCAUCACUACACAAAAUACUUCCUAAAGGAGAUUCUUCGCUUGGGUCACAAAUCUUCUCUUUACUACCCUAUUUAUCCAGAAUACGUGGAGGCCCAGUUCCAGCGUCCCCGUGCCCAUUCCCUGACAUCUGCCCUUCAUUACAUGGCUCCCGUGCGGCCGAGACGACAGAUUGUCUAUCCUCUGCGAGAGCUUGGCGCGAGCGCUCCGUCGGAGCAGGUCUCCAAGGAUCAGCUGAAAUAUUCUUUGAACCACACAAAUCGAAAACUGGUGCUGGAAUCAAAAGUGUGUAUCAACAGUAGAAUCGUGGUGGUUGGUGCAUCUGAUGUUGGAAUCUCUUUUCUGGAAACGCUGGUGUUUUGGCCACGUCUGAAGUUCAACAACCUGACCUUGAUUUCCAUUCACGGCCUUCCAGGAAAAGACCCAGAGAGCUCCAAGUAUAGAAGAUUUUUAAUUAACAGCCACUGUUUUAAUGAUGACGAUUAUGCACAGAUGUCACUUUGUUCCUGGGUUAAUGUUGUGGUUGGUAAAAUGACGAGCAUAAACCGCAGUGCCAAAUACGUUGUUGUUUCCAAGGAGAAGAAAGUGCCUUACGACUACCUGGUUCUGUGCACGGGACAGAGCUACCAGGCCUUGGCCCCCACAGGAGCAGAUAGCACUGAAGUCACGAGUCAGUGGCCACAGAGAUACACGGAGAAAGUCCCUUCCAACCACUUCACUCUCAACAAUUCCCAGGACUGCUCGGAGGCAGCACGCUGGCUGCAGGAAAACCUCGUCAGCUCCAGAGGGAACGUCAUUGUCUAUGGGAAUACAAUUGACAUUUACACCACGGUAGAAGCCCUCUUAUCCCUUGGGAUUGAUGGCUCCUGCAUCCAUCUCGUGCGGGCUCCGCUCGGCUCUGCCGGUCCGUGCCUCGGGGACGCCGCCCUGGAGCGCGUGGUGGGGGAGGCCCUGGCACAGGCUGGGGUGGCUGUGUACCCUGACAGCGUCCUGGCAGAGUGGGGCCAGGAUGAGCACGGCCACAUCGCCUGGGCUGCCUUCAAACCGCUGGAGAGCGCUGCCGCAGAGCCGCUCCGCCUGCCCUGCUCAGCAUUUUUUAGCUUUGCCUACAGGACACUGGAUUAUGAAACCUUUAAGGCCAUCAGUGAUGCUUGCCUUGUUUUUGAUGGAAGACUUGUGAUUGAUGCCAAAUUCCACACCAAUGAUGCCAGCAUCAGGGCAGCAGGUCCCCUGACAAAGUUCUCCAGGAGAUACUUCAGGGAUGAUGUGACACACAGCAACUUCAACUCCAAGGAGAUUGGCUUUGAGCUUGCUGCUUCCAUGCUGAGUCUCUUUGAUCCAAGCCCUCAGCCCAGUUCUGAGCCACCAGAAGGCUCAGACAGACUCAUCCCCGUGUACAGAAGGUGUAAAGUUCAAGGUGGUGUUCUUCCUGGAGGUUAUAACUACUUGCACGUUUCCAAGCCUGGAAUCCCUAUGGCCUUGGAUGUAGAACAUGACCCAUGUGAUCAUGGCAUGGAGAUCGUGACCGGGGAGGCUGCUGCCGGGAAUUACUUCAGGAUGCACUUGAGCAGAUACAGGAUGGUGGACAGCAUCACCUGCUUUGCCAAGGAACCCUUCCCUGUCUCCAACUACCUCUGCUUGUACGGCCAGCACGAGCGCCUGCUCAAUGACCUGUGCUACCGCUGGAGGGCCGGGCAGCUCUCAGACCUCUACAGCUACUUCAGGGAACCUUGGUCCAUGGCCAUCUAUCACGAUCGGUUUAUUGAUCUGCAGAAGGAACUGCGCCAAACCCUGAUGUCAGAACAGGUGGCCGGCCAGCGCCCCGAGCACAAAGCGGGCCCAAAGCCGGCAUUCCGGGAGCCCGUCCUGCGCUACCUGCGCCAGCACCGCGCCCAGCUGCCCAUGUACGGCCCGACCGACCUCUACACACUGCCGGCUGCAGCAGGCAGCCAGGGACCGAGGCCGGGCAGAGCCGGGCACAGCGGCAGCAGCGGGAGCCCCGCGGCGGCACAGGGACCCUCCCAGGAGCGCAUCCUCCCGACACGGUUCCUUCACUGACAGAAAAUCAAUAGAAAGCAAAACCCAGCUGUGAAGCAGAAAAUCAAACCGGUUUGCCCAAGCUCUCAGUGAUAGAGGUUCCUUCCUGCAGCUGCACCAGGUGAGUUCCUGCCGGGCACCCAGGCUGAGCUGCUGCCCCUCGGGCACAGAGCGCAAGGCAGAGCCCAAGGGCCACCUCAGCAUCACUGGCCACGGCUGGAAUGUGCCCCACCGGCACUGGGUGGCCCCUGGCCAGGUGCUGGCACUCAGAUGGACAGACAGCUGCAAUACCAAGUGCAAGUGCAGAAACAAACACGGGGGCCCAACGGGGCAUUUCCCAAAAAACGCAAUCCCUUCGCUCAAAACAACUCCCAUUCUGUUGGGAGGUGUGCGUAUGUGUGCCCAGGAGCAACCAAGCAGCAGCAGGACAGGGCUCUGGGGCUGCUGAUCUCAGGUUUCUGUUGCUUUAAAAUACUGGAUAUUUAACCCCAUCAACCUAUGACACCUGUAGACCAAAACACCUCAGCUACUGCCAACACGAGCUCUGCUCACUACAGCAGGUGCCAGGGGGACCCUAAGUCCUCAGAAACCUUUAGCUGUGUUGUCCUCAGGCUAGAGACAGGUCCCUGCUGGGACAAGGUGAGGGGGUUACUCAGUUCUUCACGCUGUGCCGGGAAGGGGUCAUGGCAGGAGUGUGGCAUUUGCUCUUCUAAAAGCGAUUUGCUUAUUUUUGUGUCUCUAGGGAGCAGUUCCAGUGCGCAGCCAUCACACACACCGCAGAAAAGUCACGGUAUUCCUGCAGUGGGACAUCCCUCAUCCACCUGUGCUCCAGCAGGGAACGUUUGCUACUGGGCUAGUCACGGGAAAACCUCUCUUUAGCAGAAAUGCACAGGUAAAUGCUGCCUGGAAUGACUAAAGCAGUGCUCUAAGGGUACAUUAAAUAACUGGUCUCAGA
Messenger RNA from Cyanistes caeruleus (blue tit), 5019 nucleotides. RefSeq names its product cilia and flagella associated protein 61 (gene CFAP61). NCBI's taxonomy places the organism in Eukaryota, Metazoa, Chordata, Aves, Passeriformes, Paridae. The record is from RefSeq and is a predicted model, not a curated record.